Molecule: messenger RNA, 10896 nt
Organism: Diabrotica virgifera virgifera (western corn rootworm)
Lineage: Eukaryota; Metazoa; Arthropoda; Insecta; Coleoptera; Chrysomelidae
Gene: Set2
Product: probable histone-lysine N-methyltransferase CG1716
Exons: 19
Coding region: 305-6019 (1904 amino acids)
Biological process (GO): regulation of DNA-templated transcription
Cellular component (GO): chromosome; nucleus
Molecular function (GO): histone H3K36 methyltransferase activity; protein binding
Source: RefSeq, a predicted model, not a curated record
UAGAUGGCAGUAUUAGUAUUUUUUGCAACAAGGACUUCGAGCCACGCUUCACGCAACCGUAUAGCCAACAUAAAGAUAAAAUAAAACAUCCAUGCAAGGAAAAUAUUUCUAAUCAAAAAUCAAAUAUAAACAUGGAAGAGAAAUUUCAAAAUGUUGAUUUUAUAUGAUAUAGAAAUAAUGUCUAGGAAUGAUGUCCUAAAGCUGAUAUAAUUUUAAUCCAAAUACAGCCAAUUACGAAAUUUUUAACUUAUAAACUGUAAAUUUGUAGUUAUUUCACAGUAGCUAGAAUAAUUAAUCAAGAAAAAUGCCUCCAAAGAAGAAAAAAUCAACAACAAACCCUGCUGUAGUGGGUACUGUGUCCACUAGAUCAACAAGAAGGCAAAGCAUUGUAAAUAUUGAUAUUCCAAAAUUAAGUAGAUCAAAUAAGUCAGCACCCAAAGCUAUAAAGGGAUCAAAAAAAGUCGAAACCAAUGUUAAGGCACCAGAAACUGAUCAAUUUAGUGACAAAAUAAAACAGUCUUUUUUAAAGGUGAUUCCGAAAAAUGAAAAAAAGGCACAACCCACAGUAAAGAGUUCACACUCUUCUGAUAAGGAUAAGAAAGCUUUACUAGAAAUAUUACAGGAUUGGGAUGAUAAUGAUGGAGAACAGGAUGAAUCAUCAGAGAAUAGCUUUAGCAAUGAAAUUUUAACUAGAAGAUUUAAUUUAGAUGUAGUUCAAAGCAAACCUAGUCAAAAGUAUUCAAAUACUGACCAGAUUGAAUUGACUUUAUCUAAUUUGCAGACUGAACAUAAAGAUAAUGAAAGUACAUCUCUUCAAACAACAAAUGAUCCAAUAAAAACAGUGGAAUCUACAGACGAGAGUUCCAAAGAGAGUGAAAUGGGAGUCAAAGCAGACCAAUAUCAAAUUGAAUCUGUCCAGGAUAUAAACCUUGAAAUAUCUAAAGAUGAGACCUCAGCCUCGACUGGACCAGAAAAAGAAGAGUUCAUAAUAGAAGAACAAGCUUCGAUUCCGUUUGCAGAUGAUAUGAUCGUGGAUGAGCAACCACUUGAAAAACCGGACAUCUUAGAAUCCGAUAGUAACUCUCAAAUAUCAUCUACAAAAAAUUCGUCUGAAGUUAAUAUCAAUGAUACUGAAAUUUCAGAAGAAAAUGCUAGAUUUGCAGAAGAUCAAGCUGAAUUAUCUGACGCGAAUCAACCAGAAAGUAUUGACAGUUUGACUAAUAAAUAUGAAGAGAGCAGCUUGCCCGCCAGUAAUGAGCAAAGUGCUGAUAUGGAAUAUACAAUAGAGGAGCCUAUGAAAGCUGAAGAAAAUUUAAGUGAUGAUAUAAGCAAUUUAGAGCUACAAACUGAAGGAACGGAAGGAUCUAAUAGCAUGGAUGCAAAAGUCGAGGAAAACGCCGAAUUAUUUAUAGAAAACAAUAAAAUAGAAGAAGAAACUAGUCUUCCGUCAUUUGUGGAGGAUGCAAAAGUUGAAGAAAUUGUAGAUGUAGAACAUAGUAAAAUUGAAGAAGCAGAACAUAGAAGUGUACUGUUGGAUAAUGCAAGGGAUGAAGGAAAUAGUAAUAUAUCUUUCAUAGGGGAUAAUGCAAUGGAAGUAGAUAGUAGUAAUAUGUUUUUCAAUGAAGAUAAACAUACAGAUGAGCACAUUGAAGAAUGCGAAAAAAUGGACCAUAGUGAAAACGAGACUAGUAAAGUUGACGAAGAAAAUAAUUUAGAAAGCCGAAUAGCUGAUAUGAAAUUAGAGGAGAGCCAAGUAUCCGUACAUAAUAUAGUUACUAAGACGGAAAGUGAAAAAUCUAGCGAAAAUAGUUCGCCAAAAAAAGGCAAGUCUAAAGGAACAUUAGAAAUAGAAAGCAGUGAAGACAACAAAAAAAGUAGUUCUAAAAAUAAAAGUACAAGGAGUUCAUCGGAAGAUAAAAAUACGAAAUCACCUGAAGUUAAAGCUAAAACGCUGGUACCGAUUUCAUUAUUUCUUGAAGAUAUUGCCAAUAUUCCGGUACUUAAAAAUAAAAGAAAGCCCAGGUCAAGAUCUAAAACAAACGAACCGGUUUCACUUAAACCUGAAAGUAAACCAGUCACUAAACCAACAAAGGCCCAAACCGAUAAAGCUACUUUUAAAAUGAAAAAGGACACCAAACCAAAAGAGCCAAAAAGUAAGAAGACAACUCCUCAGAAAGAAAAAGAUGACAGUAAAGAAGCUGGUAAACUGGGAAAGGGCGACAAGAAAGUCGCAAAAUGUGAAGAACCUGCUAAAAUCGGCAGUAAUAAAUCUGAAAGUGAAGCAGAUGAUGAAAAAGUGAGGAGAUCUUCGAGAAUCAAAUCCAUCAGUGUCCUUAAUAAGAAAACCACUGGCUGGGGCUUGGUUAAAUCAAAAUCAGAAUCCUCUGUGUUCGAAAGCGACGUUUCAGAUAGCAACUCCUUUCAAACUGAGUCAGAUAAGAGCACACCUACAGCAUCUCCCAAAGUAAAUUCAAAGGACCGCAAAUGGAAGCCUUUUUCGGACACUCAGUCUCCUACCAUCAAGUCAGAUAAUAAGGUCAUGAUGCCGUUCAAAUCUGCCGUAGAUCUCAACAAAAGACCUCAUAAAGAUCCCGUGGUAGAAGGCAGGCUGAAGCAGUUCGUGCAUCUCAAAGAGAAUCAAUACAGGACCGAUAGGAUGGUUUGCAAGGAAGCUAAAAAAAUGGUUUGUGAUUGUUUUUUAACUUCCGAAGAGCUACUUGCUAACGAGUACGGAUGCGGGGAAGAUUGUCUGAAUAGGUUGCUAUUAAUCGAGUGCGGAAGUUUAUGUGUUGUUGGAGACAGGUGCACAAACAAAAGAUUCCAGAAAAAUGCUUUUGCUCCUGUCGAAGUCUUCAAUACCGACAAGAAAGGUCUGGGACUUAGAGCUGCAGCUAAUAUUCCCUUCGGUGAAUUUAUAUUGGAAUACGUGGGAGAGGUCUUGGACAGUGAUGAAUUUGACAAAAGGGCUGAAGUUUAUUCUCAGGAUAAAAAUAUUCAUUACUAUUUUAUGGCUUUGCGAGCUGACGCCAUCAUCGAUGCCACCAUGAAAGGAAACAUCUCCAGGUUUAUCAAUCACUCCUGCGAUCCAAAUGCGGAAACACAGAAGUGGACUGUUAACGGUGAGUUGAGGAUUGGGUUUUUUAGUACCAGGACGGUCUUGGCAGGCGAGGAAAUCACUUUUGAUUAUCGGUUCCAAAGAUAUGGCAAAGAAGCCCAAAAAUGCUAUUGUGGCGCAGGUAUUUGCCGAGGUUGGCUUGGCGAACAACCAGAUUCUGAUGAAGAAGAGGAAGAAGAGGAGGAGGAGGAAGAAGAAGAAGUUGAAGAAGCUAAACCAAUUCUACCUGAGCUUCCUCUACCAGAUAAAACCGGAAUAUUGGAAAUACCUGUUCCAGCAGAAGUUAAAGACGAAGAAAAAGUGGAAGGUGUUCCGGAAAUUCCGAAAGAUAAUGAAGCCGCCAGUAUACAAGAAACUCCUCAAAUUGUUACAGAGAUCAAGCCAAAACCUGCCAAGAAAAAACUCCAGAAGAAGAAACCGAGAAUUGAAAUGUUCGAAGAAGUAGAUCACUUAAAUGAAGAAAUAGAGAUGUUGGUUACCACUGGAUUGAAAAAUCAAGCUCAUACUCUCAAAUUGAGCAGAUUGAUGGUGCGAUCUAAAGAACCUCAACAGAGAGCGAAACUCUUACGUGUUUUGCGAAGAGGAGAGCUACCUUGUAGGAGGUUGUUCUUGGAUUAUCACGGUCUUCGUUUAAUGCAUGGAUACAUGAUCGAUGCUCAGCAGUUGGUAUUAACAAACAAACAAUUUGAAUCAUUGAGAUUGGAAAUGCUUCAAACACUAGCAGUACUGCCCAUUCCUAAUAAAUCGAUGCUUCAAGAUAGCAAAGUUAUUUCUACUGUAGAAAAAUGGGCCACCAGUAAGUCUUUAACUUCGCCGCUCGAUUCCGAAAGCAACUCACCAAAAACAGAAACGGACUCUAACGGUAAACAAGAAAUCAAAGUGCCAGUGAAAGAUGAAUUGGUUUCGGACAAGACCAUCCAAGAUCAAGAGGAAGAAAUCAAAUUCUUAGCCAGCAAACUCUUGGAGGAGUGGAAGAAUCUGAAAGAAGUUUUUAGGAUACCGAAGAAAGAGCGUAUAGAGCAAAUGAAAGAGCACGAAAGGGAAGCUAAUAAGAAAUAUAAUAUGCAGACCAGCCAUAACACUUAUGGUGGUGACGAAGAUAAGGACAGGAAAGCCGAUAGAUAUCGGGGACUUUCAAAAAAUAAAUUCGAAAGAGAUUUGCACAAGAAACCACCAAAACCUGGCGAUAAGCCAAGCGCAGAAUAUCUAAAAUUAAGUAAGUCGGAGCGAAGAAAGCUGUUUGCGUUACAACAUGAGAUAAAAGAAGAAGAGCGGAAACUGAAACAAAGAGAAAUGUGGAGGGAACAUGAAAUGAACUGUAUGAUGAUAGGAGCUGAUCCCAGAUUCACCGCACCGUUCGAUCCCAACAGAGGGUAUCAAUUGAUAUGGAAUCCACAGAUUGGUCAGUGGCAAAACUGUCCAAUACCGACAAAUCUUCGGAUAUAUCCACCACAACCACCUCCGCCGCAGAUGCCAGCAAUGCACGUCCCACCGCCGUCGGUUCACCCAUACGGAAAAACAUUACCUACGUAUCCUCCAUACCCGUCUCCGCAAGGAAAUCCCGUCAACAUGGGAAACAAUCCACCGCCAUUACAGCAGAUUCCUCUGCAGUUGCCUCCACAUCAGUUGCCGCCGAAUACACUGCCAAGUCAUUUACCUCUGCAACAAACAAUGCCGCUGAAUCAAAUUCAAAGUCAUAUACCACUACCGCAAACUGGGUUGCCAGCACAGUUACCGCCAUUGCCCGGAGGUAUGCCACCUUUACCAACGACGACCAUGCCGCCGCUGCCUCAACUACCACCGAUCGGUCAGCCAAUGGAAGAGGAUCCAUCUCAAGUCAAAUUCGCCGGACCUAUUCCUCCCCCGGUGAAAUUACCCCGGAAGUGGAAGUGUGCCAAAGACAAGUAUGGCAGGCCGUACUACUAUCACAUCAAGAUUAGGAAAAGUCAAUGGGAACCCCCGCCCCUCGAUCCACCUGAAGAAGCUAUGGAGUGUUUUGCAGAUCCAAAAGCUUCAGACUCGGAAUCCAGUUCAGACACAAGUUCGGUCAGUUCGGAUUCCAGCUCAGAAAAUUCUGACAGCGACGACGAGGUGGACGACACCAAGUUGCUGCUAGAAGUUCGCAGGCAAAUGGAACAUCUGCCGCAGAUAAAACCUCCUGCUUUGCAACAGGACGACAGUCCGCAAGCAACUCCGAGUCCGGAUGGCGAAAAGCCCUACGAAAGAGAGUUCAACGUCGAUGAAAUCAUACGCAGAAGUUUGGCGGCGGAUGAUGAGGUGAAACGGCCUUCGACCCUAGACAUGAGACUGAAAGAACUUGAACUGUUUAAAGAUGAUCAUCCUUCGAGGAAAAAACGAAGACCUGCGUUGUGCGAAGAAAUAAUUAUUAGUCCAAGAACUGAAGAGGACAAACGACAAUUUAAAGAAGACAUCAAAAGGUACAAAGCCAAUAAGGAAAAGUUAAAACGGCAAAAAGAGAAGAUCCUACUGCAAACUAAAAAACAAUUACGAGAAAUAGAAAUCAAGAAAACCAGAGAAAAGCGCCCCAAGACGACGGUGAAGGUUAAAUUGAAAGAAAAGCCCGAUUUUAAUAGCGAGGCCGCGAAGAAAAUCAAAGAGACUUUCAAGGUGAAUAUGGCUUCGACUGUGGUAAAUGCUUUAAACGUCUACAGGAAGCCUGAUUGUACAGAAGGAAGAAUUACCAAUACCCAGGACUUUAAACAUUUAGCAAGAAAGUUAACCCAUUUCGUCAUGCUGAAGGAGAUAAAACACUUGAUGAAGAUUGAGGACUUAACUUGCACGGAUAGCGUCAAAAUGAAGGCCCGCGAAUUUAUCAGAAAGUACAUGAGCAAAUUUGGUGAGGUUUAUGUCAAACGAAUCGACUCACCCGAGUUUAAAGACUAAACUGUGGUCUGUGAUCAAAUGGCAAUUCAGUUCUAACUUGGUAAUUUGUAAAGGUGUACUUCAAAAUUAGUGAAAUGUACAAAUUAAAGACAUUGGCAAAUUAGUUUAUAUCUUGAUAGUCCAUGUGGUGAGACCGCUCCUGUCUGAAAAAAUUUCUGAUUCGGUUUCUUUGUGGAUUCCUAUUCAAAAAUUCCCCCUUUACACAAAUCUGAAGGGUGCCGGGCAGAAUUUUUGGACAGAAAUUGUUUAAACAAUUUUUUUUUAAACAAAUACAAAAGAUCACGUUUUUUCGCUCUGGAACAUAUAUUUUUAGGGUUUUUGGAUCAUUCUAAAAAAGAAUCGUAUGUUGUAAUGUUUCUUAAAAAUUGAUAGUUUUCGAGUUAUAGGCGAUUUAAAAUCUGAAAAAUGCGAAAAUACGCAUUUUUGAUGCGUAAAAUAGUAUUUUUGAGGUUGCCAGAUACUUAAAUUGAAGAUUAAACAUUCAGCUUCAAGAUUCUGAAGAGUGAUCGCGUCUAACCUUAAUUAAUACCGUUGUUUUUUAAUUGUUAAAUAUGCGUGUUUAUCCGAUUUUUUCGCCGGUGCGGCGCCCUCUGUUUUAAAAAUCUCCUAUUUUCCUCCGAAAAAUAUUUUUUCUAGAUUAUUUCGGAUAUUCUAAAUAAAAUAAGUUUCCUGACAUUUUUCUCAAAAGUUAAUAGUUUUAAAGUUAUAAGCGAUUUAAAAUCCAAAAAAUGCCAAAAAACGCAUUUUUGGAUUUUAAAUCGCUUAUAACUUUAAAACUGUUAACUUUUGAGAAAAAUUUCAAGAAACUUAUUUUAUUUAGAAUGUCCCAAAGAAUCUAGAAAAAAUAUUUUUCGGAGGAAAAUUGGAGUGUUUUGAAAUAGAGCGCGCCGCACCGGCAAGAAAAUCGGAUGGACAUGCAUAUUUAACAAUUAAAAAACAACGGUUUAAAUUAAGGUUAGACGCAAUCAGAAUCUUGAAGCUCAAUGUUUAAGCUUCAAUAUAAGUAUGGCAACCUCAAAAAUACUAAUUUAAAUAUGAGUUUUUAGGCCUCGAAAAUGAGUAUUUUCGCAUUUUUCAGAUUUUAAAUCGCCCAUAACUCGAAAACUAUCAAUUCUUGAGAAAAUUUACAAGAUACCUUUCUUGUUUAGAAUGACCCACAAAAUUUAAAAAUAUAUGUUCCCGAGCAAAAAAACGUGAUCUUUUGUAUUUGUUUAAAAAAUUGUUUAAACAAUUUCUGCCCGGCACCCUUCAGAUUUCUUUAAAGGGGACAUUUUUGAAUAGUAAUCCACAAAGAAACCGAAUCAGAAAUUUUUCCAGACGGGAGCGGUCUCACCACAUGGACUGUGAGCAUUACCAUUGUUUAAAAAAGAAUAGUUUGUCAACGCAAUGAAUGAAUUUGCUUGAUUCUAAUUGAGACAGUCACCGGAUGUCACCCCAUUUCUGUCAGGGUUGCAAUGUCACGCGUAACUACGAUAAAUCCAAAAUGCAUAGACGCCAAGUUGGAUACGACCCUAUUCAUAACACACCAACUCACAUACAUAUUAAGAAAAAUAAAUAUAUGGAAGAAUAUAUUUAGAAAUUGAAUUAAUGAUGUCAUGAUAUUUAUACAUUAUCUAUACAUACAGUGUGGUGGAAUAAGUGUUGCCCCCCCCCCUGUUAACUUGUUUAUUUUAAGAAUAUAAGCAAAACGCUCGGACAGGUCGAUUUUUAAACUAAUCAUAGUAUAUUAUAGCAUCAACGUUUCGAACUUUACGCGAUUCCUCUUCAAGUGACAGCCAUAACUUUGAUUUUUUUAAAUGGGAAAGUACAUCAUGGCACACCUCAUUUAAACGCUCUUAAAAUACUGAGUUCAAAAAUCUAUAAUACUUUAAUCCUGUUUGAGAGCGUAAACGAAAAAUUUCGGUCGAAUUCUUUCUAAAAUUUUUUCGAAUCCUGAAAAAACCAAUAAAUAUUUUUGAAAAAUUUAAACGCAGAAUAAAAUAUUACAGUAUUCUCGAUGGUCCAAAGUCCCUGAGAACUGCUAUAAUGUUUAUUUUAAUAAGUCACAGUGGUGAAAAAAAGAGAAAAUUUAGUGUGAUUUUUAAUUUCAAAUAUAUCAUUCAAAAGAAACUUUUUGUUUAUUCUAAGGGACUGUCAGCCCUCGGUAAUAAUCUAAUUUUUCAUUCUGCGUUUAAAUUUUUCAAAAAUACUUAUUAGUUUUCUCAGAAUUCGAAAAAAAGAAAUGCGUUUAAAAAGAGUUCGACUGAAAUUUUGGGCCUGCGAUCUCAAAAAGGAUUAAAGUAUUAUACAUUUUUGAAAUGAGGUGUCACAUGAUGUACUUUACCAUUUAAAAAAAUCAAAGUUAUGGCUGUCACCUGAAGAGGGAUCGCGUUAAGUUCGAAACGUUGAUGCUAUAAUAUACUAUGUAAACUUGAAUACUAUGGUUAGUUUAAAAAUCGACCUGUCCGAGCGUUUUGAUUAUAUUUUUAAAAUAAACAAGUUAACAGGGGGGCAACACUUAUUCCACCGCACUGUAUAAUAGCAUGACAUCAUUAAUUCAAUUUCUAAAUAUAUUCUUCCAUAUACUUAUUUUUCUUAAUAUGUGUGCGAGUUGGUGUUUUAUGAAUAGGAUCGUAUCCAACUUGGAGUCUAUGCGUUUUGGAUUUAUCGUAGUUACGCGUGACACUGCAACCCUGACAGAAAUGAGGUGACAUCCGGUGACUGUCUCUAUUAGAAUCAAGCAAAUUCAUUAAUUGCGUUGACAAACUAUUUUUUUUUUUAAAGAAUGGCAUUACAUUGUAGACUGGUUCUUCUUUAAUUGAGGGUUAAUUGUGUUCUUGGUCCUCAGUUGAUCGUAAUGUCAAAUUUUCGCGCCACCUUUUGUGUUGUUGGCCUUAAACUUUUCUGUUCUGUAAAACCUGGUUUUUAGUACUCUCUCUCCACUUUUUAAAUUCUUCAAUUAGUGUAGUAGAAGAGUGCGGUAUGCAGAUGUCUUGUGUAGCUUGUUUUUCGUCUCAGAGUUCAAACAAAAUUGCAUCGAAUUUUUCAUUUGUUAUAUAUUUUCAAUUUAUAUAUUUGUUAUAUAUGUUCAGUAACGUUUGAAAUAUCCACAUUUAGGACGCUUCCAAUGUUUAUGUCACGAUUUUUCAAGGUUCAUAUUUUUACUUAUAAUACGGUAGAAUCAAUACAAUACGAGUGAGGAAAACCAAGUAAUAUCUAAUUGAAAAUACCUCUAUUGUUUUUCAAAAUAUUCUCCAUUAUGACCUUUUACUAUUUUUUCCAUUGGUCAUAAGAUAACUCUUCGACAUAGUGUUCGAAUACAUCAGUGGCUUCUUCCCUAUUUAUUCUUAACGUUCGUGAAGUAAAAGACGUCAUUUGGUGUCAAAUUAGGACUUUAUACUAGACUUGUUUGUCUUCUUUAUUUCACCGAACUCUUCUUACCAAUAAAUGAUUAAUGAUUGUCCAUUUUACGUUGCCCUAAAGGCACUGAUGCCUGACCAGUUUGUCUGAUGCUUCUAAUGCGAAAAACAUCAUCUUGAAACAUCCAUUCUUUCUCAGAUGUAACCUGUUUAGGCUUUAUUGAUAUGAAAAACAUGACAUAAAUAUUAUACUGAGUGAUACUUUUUAACUUUUUACAUAGAAACUCAACGUUUCUGCGUUUUCUUUAAUAUUUGACCUAUUUUCUGUAUAGACAAGGCGAAAACGGCGGGUUCUUUGGAAGAAAUAUUCCCAUGAGAUCUUUUUGCAUAAUCACAUUCGUGAGACAUUCCAGAAGAAGAUUCAAGAAGUCGCCCACGCGAAAAGUGUUCCAAAUUUUUUUAACAAUUUUUUUUUAAUCAAAUUGCAAAAAUCAGUAUUUUUGGCCCGGACAAAUUUUUUUUAGGUUUUUUGGACUAUUCUGGAUAAAAAAAGGUUUCUUAUAAUUUUUCCCCAAAGUUGAUAGUUUUCGAGGUAAAAGCAUUUUAAAAUUGAAAAAAACGAAAAAUGGCGAUUUUCAAGGCUUAAUAACUCGGUUUAAAAGUUAUUACUAUGAAAGUCAGAAAGUGACUAAAUCAAAGUUUAAAGCCCCCCUACAAGAUCCUGUAGAAAUUUUUGUCAUUAUUUGAUUACUAAGCUGUUAUUUUUAAGUAAAAAUAAUGAGCGCCAUGCACGUAUUAGGCGGCCGUCCAUGAUGAGUGCGAAAGAGAUGCCAUGCAGGCAGUCCAAUGGCGUAUCUCACUCGCACUCACAUUUACAGCCGCGUCAAUACGAUCUUGCCGCUCAUUAUUAAUAAAUAAAAAUAACAGCUUAGUAAUAAAUUAAUGACACAAAUUUCUUCAGAAUCAUGAGGGGGGGCUUUAAAUUUGAUUUAGUCACUUUCUGACUUUCAUAAUAAUAAUCUUUAACCAAGUUAUUAAGUCUUAAACAUAGCCAUUUUCGCGUUUUUCAAAUUUUAAAUUGCUUAUAACUCGAACACGAUCAACUUUAGAGAAAAAUUAUAAGAAACCUUUUCUGUCCAGAAUGGUCCGAAAAAUGUAAAAAAAAUUGUCCGGGGCAAAAAUAUUGAUUUUUGCAAUUUGAUUAAAAAAAUUGUUAAAAAAAUUGAACUAUUUUUCACGUGGGCGACUUCUUGAACCUUAUUCUGGGGUGUCUCACGAAUGUGAUUAUGCAAAAAAAAUCACAUGGGAAUAUUUCUUCCAACGAACCCGCCGUUUUCGCCUUUUCUAGUAUGCUUUAUAUUUGAAUAAGGAGAAUGUGUUUAUAUAAUUCGAUGGUCUUAAAUUUAUAUUAUGCUUUUGGUUUUCUUUGGAUAAUUUAGUAGAUAUCCACUGUUUAUUACCUUAUUUAAGUUAUUGUAAUAAAUGUACAUAUUAAUGUAUUAUCAAACCAUUUGUACAAUUAAACAUAAUGAUUUGUUA